AUGAGGACGUGUCAUGAAAACCUUGUCCAAUUCCUGGGAAUCUCGUCAAUUGAAAGGCCUUUCCGGAUCAUCACCGAGUUCUGCGCGGGAGGCUGCGUCUUUUCCUUGCUCCACAACCAGGAGCUUCUUCUUUCCUGGUCCCAGAAGCUGCGGAUCUGCAUACAUGUCGCAAAAGCGAUGAAGUAUCUACAUGAGUUCAACCCGCAGGUGAUCCACCGGGACCUGAAGUCCCUGAAUCUGCUGCUGAGCAGCCCCGUGAAGAGCCAGGAGGAUGCACCCUUCAUCAAGGUCUCGGACUUCGGGCUGGCACGCAUCAAGUGGCAGGCACCCGACUCCAGUUGGGGAAAGAUGACCCGAGCAGCAGGAACUUGCCACUGGAUGGCUCCGGAAGUCUUUGUGAGCCAUACCUAUGACGAGAAGGUGGAUCUUUACUCCUACGCCAUGAUCCUGUUUGAGGUCAUUUGCCAAGAGAUUCCCUUCGAGGAUCAAAACCCAGCAGACAUUGGUCGCCUGGCCGUGAAAGGCUGCCGUCCUGACCUGGCCUCA
Symbiodinium necroappetens is the source of this 546-nucleotide messenger RNA. NCBI's taxonomy places the organism in Eukaryota, Dinophyceae, Suessiales, Symbiodiniaceae. The record is from the annotation of a GenBank genome assembly.